Papaver somniferum (opium poppy) is the source of this 1403-nucleotide messenger RNA. Its product is annotated as basic blue protein-like. The transcript is spliced from 2 exons. The record is from RefSeq and is a predicted model, not a curated record. Gene Ontology annotation, molecular function: electron transfer activity. Bases 702 to 1148 code for a protein of 148 amino acids. Gene Ontology annotation, cellular component: plasma membrane. NCBI's taxonomy places the organism in Eukaryota, Viridiplantae, Streptophyta, Magnoliopsida, Ranunculales, Papaveraceae.
UAAGUUUUACAGUACUCUGUCACUAUCGUGCCGUGGUACUUAAAAUAAACAGUAGCAUGGUUUCUUGCAGCUUUCUUCCCUCAGAUUUGACUUUUUCAUUAGUGGAGUUAAUCAACUUCUUUAUUUAAUCAAAAAGUUGUAUUUGCGCUUUCAACAAAAAUGUCUUGUCAGAUCAGUUAGUCAUAGAACCUGAGCUCCUCAACUAUUCAAAUUUUGUAUUUCUGUACUACUAUUUUCUCAUAUUUUAAUUUGAGAGUCGAGUUGGGGACAAAACCAGAGCAUAAAAUUAGGUGGUCAGCAGGGGUGGGAGGGCAUUACUAGUUGAGUAUUCGUAAUUAAGGAAAUACAUUAUUCCCACUCUGUCUCUCUCUAAAAAUCUCUCAUAUGUUAAAGCCAGUCCUCAUCUUUGAAAAGGUCCAAUACUCCUUCCUUCCUUCUUUGUUUUUGUUUUGUUUCUUAUUUGUAUCUUGUUAAGUAUCAUUGUAAGACCUUUUCAUGUAAAUAGAUAGCUAACUAUACCAUCAUCCCUUUUUUCUAGUUUCAUUGAUUUCCCCAGUGGCAACCUAAUUUUCCAACCUCACAUUGCCUAUUAAUAUCAUCUGAGCACCAGAUCUUUUUACAGCAGCGCUAUUGCUUUUUUCUCUAUUCUCCGGCUACAGCCCUGGCCAGCAUACUAUUAGUAUAACUCCAUAUAUUUGUAUAUGGGCAAGGAAAAUUCCAUGGAAAGAAUCACUCUAGAUCCUUUCAAGUGUUUCUAUUGUUGUUUCUUUAUCGUUCUUUUGUUGUUGGGAAGAACCGAAUCCAAGGAGUACAUCGUAGGUGACGAAGAUGAGUGGAAUUCAGGGUCUAACCACCAGAGGUGGUCUCAAAAAUACAAUUUCAGCAUUGGGGACGUUCUUGAAUUCGACUAUGUGAAAGGACAACAUAAUGUAAAAGAGGUGACAGAAAUUACAUUCAGAACUUGUGACACUGAGAUCAGUGGAGCUGUGUUAGAAAAGUAUGAGAGUGGGCAUGACAAAGUCUGCCUCACCCAAGCAAGGAAUUACUGGUUUGUUUGCGACGUACCUGGACAUUGUACUGGAGGGAUGAAGUUCGGCAUUCAAGUAACUAAUGCUGAUACUACUGCUCCACAUCCCUGUGCACCAUAACCCAGUGCACCGCAAGCCAGUGGAGUCCUCCAUCUUCUUCAGAGAGCUGGUUGGAAUAUGGGAUAUUGGUCUAGUUAUGUUGUUGUGGCAUGUGGGGUCUUAUUAAUUAUUCCUUACUGGUGAUGCGGGCAGCAGCAGCAAGGUAAAUAUAAGUUUUGGCCCUCAAAUCUUCCAUUUUUUUUGGUAUUUGGGAACUACUUAUAUAGGAUAAUUGGAGUAUUAUUUAUAUCUAUGUAUACUAGCCAUUUAUUUACU